AUGCCGCACAAUUCCAAGCCGUCGUCACUCCCCCACCGCAACGUCAUACUCUUUCUCCAUCUAUCUGGCCAAGAACCCGCGGAUAUCGAUAGACGUAUGAAGGAAGUUUACAAGGAGCACACCCCCGCUAGAAGUACGGUCUACAAGUGGCACUCAAAGCUCGCGUCAGGCGACUAUUCCAUUGAAGAUCAAUAUCGUUCGGGACGCCCGAUGGAGUUGGUUUUGGUCUUGCUGCGGAGACAGGUGGAAGCCGAUCCGUUUCAAACCACUCGCGAACUGACAGUCGCCCUUGGGAUGGGUCAAACCACAGACUACCACAGAGUAGUCGAUGAGUACCACAUGCUCUGA
Molecule: messenger RNA, 348 nt
Organism: Necator americanus (New World hookworm)
Lineage: Eukaryota; Metazoa; Nematoda; Chromadorea; Rhabditida; Ancylostomatidae
Exons: 1
Coding region: 1-348 (115 amino acids)
Source: RefSeq, a predicted model, not a curated record